AUGCCUCUUGUUAUUCGUCUUGAUUUUUCUAUAUUAAAUUGGUUUGAUGCUUUUGAUAAUUUCGGCAUAUUAAAAACUGAUAAAUCACCUACAGAUCUUGAACAUGUAGCAAUUCAAUUAGAAUCUAUGUUACCAAGAUCUGCAAAAUAUCAUAUUUGGCGUUUAAAUGUUGAAAAUAUCUCUUUGAAUUUUACGCCAUCAUCAUCAUCAGAUUCAAUUCAUUUAGCAAAACAAAACAUGACUGAUACUUUAUCCAUGAUAGAUUCUUGGUUAAAUACUCUUUAUGUUCUUGAAACUUCAUCUAUGUUAAAAAUUUCUCAAAAACAAUAUACAUUUAUUAUACAUUCAGUCGAUGAAUUCGGACUCUUUUUUGAUGUACUUGAACGAAAUGAAA
Rotaria sp. Silwood1 is the source of this 394-nucleotide messenger RNA. The record is from the annotation of a GenBank genome assembly. Lineage: Eukaryota; Metazoa; Rotifera; Eurotatoria; Philodinida; Philodinidae.